Messenger RNA from Salvelinus sp. IW2-2015, 1219 nucleotides. RefSeq names its product regulator of G-protein signaling 21. Lineage: Eukaryota; Metazoa; Chordata; Actinopteri; Salmoniformes; Salmonidae. The record is from RefSeq and is a predicted model, not a curated record.
AGAGCAUAAAGAAUCCACCGAGCUUCCUUAAGAAUUGGGAAACUCAACGAACAGGGUUGAGAGGGUGAUAUGUACACAGUAUUUAGCCAUUGAACACAAAUAAUUUUUAAAAAAUGGAUAUGUGCUGUGAGACGGCCUCGGAAGACCUUGACAAGACCAAAAGGCUUUUGCAUAUACCCUGGAAAUCGAGACUCCACAACUUCCUCAAUAGUCCCUCACCUCACUCAAAGAAGAAAAUGCGCAGACAAUCUGUUAAUGAAGCGAAACAGUGGGGACAAUCCUUAGAGAAACUACUCAAUCAUAAAUGUGGCCAAGUGGCAUUUCGGGUCUUCCUGAAGUCUGAGUUCUGUGAGGAGAAUCUGGAGUUUUGGCUUGCCUGUGAAGAUUUCAAGUCCAUCACCAGUUCAGAGAAGCUUGCCUGGAAAGCUACUAGCAUUUAUGAAGAAUUCAUCCAAAGUGACUCCCCUAUGGAGGUCAACGUCGAUUACCACACAAGAGACACCAUUGCUCAGAGUCUCCACAAGCCAACGCCAUCUUGUUUUGACGGUGCCCAGAGGAAGGUCUGUAGCCUUAUGGAGAACGAUGCGUAUCCUCGAUUCAUUCAGUCUGACUACUACAAGGACCUGUGUGCUGGUGGCAGGGGCUUAGGAAAACAUACAAGAACUUUAGACUGACUGACUCAGACUCCAAAAAAAUGUACUCUGGCAAUCCAAUUCUCUGCUCUUCUCUUGAAGUGUGCACUUGACUUGAACACUCCCUCACAUGGAAUGGACUUGAACACUCCCUCACAUGGAAUGGUUCAUCUGAUAAACAACCAACGAAUGCUACUGACUUCAAGUGCCUGUGUUAUUUGUAUAUAUUGAUGGUGAUGUAUAUUUGUAAACUUGUAAUAUUUAAUAUUUAAUAACUCCAUUGUAAGUUGUACUUGUAAUUCAGCUUGUUGCUAUAAAGAUUUAUUGUACAUUUAAAAAAAAAACUUAAUCAUGGAUUUAGCAAUGUAAAAAUUCCUCCAGCCAAUGAUUACAUCAAUCCCAUGUGUAAGUACCGGAGGAGAGUAGAGAAUCGGGGUGCGGCCUUAGUCCUCUUCAUCCCCCUGUGGCGCGUUAGGGCAUCGACCAUGGCUCUCCACCUACACUGAACAUUGCAGCAAGGUCUCAUCUGAUAACACAAUCGUAGCCAGAUAUUGCAGCCGAGAUUCAAUCAAUCAAUCAAUCAAUCA